Drechmeria coniospora is the source of this 3045-nucleotide messenger RNA. Its product is annotated as stress activated MAP kinase interacting protein Sin1. The transcript has 5 exons. Gene Ontology annotation, biological process: TORC2 signaling. The record is from RefSeq and is a predicted model, not a curated record. Gene Ontology annotation, molecular function: phosphatidylinositol-4,5-bisphosphate binding. Bases 1 to 3045 code for a protein of 1014 amino acids. Lineage: Eukaryota; Fungi; Ascomycota; Sordariomycetes; Hypocreales; Ophiocordycipitaceae. Gene Ontology annotation, cellular component: cytoplasm; plasma membrane; TORC2 complex.
AUGCUGUCCCAGGCACCACUUACCGUAGUAAUCCUAUGCUACAAGUACAACUACUUUCUGUGUACGGAGUACUCCGUGCUCCGUUCUCGAUACUCCGGUAGUGUUACAAACCAACACACGAACUUGUGUACUUACAUGUACUCCCUAAACGGGUCGGGGAAACCUACGCCAUCAACUGCCGGCACGAUACACAUACUAAUUCGCCUCCGUCAUCACUUCUUCCGUCGCUCUUCGGUGGAUUUGGUUCCAAAUACAGCGCCUGCUCCGUGCUCAUUGUCUCCUUCUCCCUUGCGCAUCAUCGACUUCGCCUUCCUCUUGCUCCUCAGCCUCCUCGCCACGCCUACCGACCUCCCGACCUACAAACCUACCGACCUACGAACCUACGAACCUACCGACGUAGGGACCUACUGGCCUGCUGACCUACCAUCACCAGUCAUCGGCCAUGUAGACGGACGCUGCAGCGAAAGCUUCAGCCACUCCAAACACGCCUGCCUGCCAUGUCCAUCAUUCAGCUGGAUGAGUACGAAAGCGCUCCAUGGGCUGACGGCUCCCUUCGGACAGUUCGCUAAGUUGUCUCGCAGGCUUGUGUCAUAUCAGCUGCGGACGGGCUACCUUAAUGAAAUCGCCGACGGCGUCGGUGAGCGGCUUCUCACCGUGAACGAUGCAUUCCUCAAUUCGACGCCGUUCAAGGCCUCGGGUUGGCGGCCCAGCUCGUCGCACAUCAAGCGCACCCAUUCGCCCCCGAUCCCGACCGCCGUCGCCUCGGAGUACUUCCAGGCACCGCGUCAGGCUGGCCUGACGCUCGACGAUGGCGACGACGAUGGCGGCAUGCUCACGGGUGGCGGGGCGGACACCAUGGGGCCCGGCAUGGCGACUAAGAGGCGCAGGCGUCGGGAGCAGAUGGAGGAAGACAGCAGCGAUCUGAGCGACGACAGCGACGACGAGCACGAGCAGCGGGCCGCCCAGCAGAUCAAGUUCGCCAAGAUGCCCGUCCGACAGCGGGCCGGCUCGUCGCCCAUCCAGGUGUCGUCGCUCAAGCAGCAGCCGUCGCCGCGAAGCAACCGCCGAGGGUCCCAGUCGGCGUUGGAGACGGUGCGUGAGCGGCCUCGUCGCGACACCUUCACGAGCAGCUACGUAUCGUCCGAGAACGAGUUUGACCUGCCGGCCGCCCACAGGCAUCGGGAGGCGGCCCGUGCCGCGGCGAAGGCGCUACGGCUUCAGGAGAAGAUCAGCGAGGAACCGAGGGCCAGCAUGCAUCGGGCCGACACCGACGGGCCGCCCGAGGAGGACGACGAUUCGGACGACGGCUCCGACGUGUCGGGAGACUACGUCGGCAGCAUCGACUCCGCCUCCAUCCUGGAUGGCGUUGAGAACCCGAUGAACGCUUCGCCGACGCAGGCCGUGAUCGGCACCCUGCCGCGAAAGUUUACGAGGCAACCCACGAUCCGCCGAUCCAACGCGCCCGCCAAGCCGGUCAUCCUCGGGGCCCUGCCGCCGCCUCGUCCGAUGAGCACCCUCCGACCGCUCAGCGUCAUCCAGCCGCACAGCUUGUUGACGGCGGCGCUCAGGGCGAAGCAGGACAAGCCGUCGGUGCCGUUUCAGAAAUUUGCCCACUUCAGCGGCCAGGGGACGCAGGGAUCCAUCAACGUCCGCAUCUACGCCUCCUUUUCGGACCUGCCGAGCAAGCCGUUCGAGGUUCGCAUCCGACCGCGCGUGCAGGACGGCCAAGGCGCAGAGCGCAUCGUCACCGUCGCCGACCUCAUCGGGCUCGGCUUGUACAGGUACAACGAGGAGAAACGGGAGCCUCCGCUGGCUCCAGACAAGGUCAACAUCAACUGGUGGACCCUGAGGAUGGUGGAGGAGGGAGGCGAAGUGGACGAUGACUUCCCGCCCUUUGAGAGGACGAAACCGCUGACGUCGUUCACGACGGUCAACAACGCCGGCGCUCGCGGCGGCGGCAGGUUACGAUCCAACUCGAAGGCUUUCGACGACUUUGCCCUGGUGCCCGCGACGAAGAAGGAGUUUGACGAGAACGCGGCGCUGACGCCGCAGGAGGACGGCGGCGAGGAUGACGAGGAGCCGGGCCCGGCGGCGGGGGCGGCGGUGCAGGGUGCCGGUCGGGAAGCCGAUGGGAAUCUCAGGAUCGCGCCAGCCGCCGGCGUCUCACCGGCGCCCCCGGUGGCCGAGGCGCCGGCGAGACCGAGGCAGAACCCGAUUGUGUUUACGACGUACCGGUCCAACACGCCGCUGGCGGAUGCGCCGCAGGCUCCGGCGGCCGCCCCCAACACGAUGCGCGGCCAGCAGAAGCUGCUCCGGGUCCACCUCCUGUCGGCCGACGUGCCGUCGGGGCAGAUGGUGACGGUCGACGUCACGACGGACACGUACCUCGCCGAGGUACUGGAUCUCGUCUGCCGCAAGAGGCAGCUCGACAAGGCGAACCACGUGCUCAAGCUGCCGGGCUCGGGAGCCGUCGUCAUGAUCGACCGGCCCGUGUCGUCGAUCGGAAACGUGUCCGACCUCGAGCUCUACCGACGACGGUUCGCGACCGACGGUCCCUUGAGCAUGACGGGUUCGCCGAGCGGCGCGUCGCCGAAGCCGAUGCCGCUCGGCGACGGCCAGGGCGUGGCGCAGCGCAAGGGCCACAAGAAAGGCCAGGUUCAGGGGCCGCACCCGCUCGCGCGGGAGACGCCGAAGCAGGACGAGCUGGCAAACGCCAACUACAAGAAGUACACGGUCUGGCGGAAGCAGCCGAUGCGCCUCGUCGGCAUGAGCGAGCGGAUCCUCGUCAUCGACGGCGAGUACAUCCACAUCGUGCCGGCGUCGGGCGGCAAGGCGGUGCACGACGGAACCGGCAAGACGACGACGGUGCACUUUAGCAACGUCAUCGGGUGCAAGGUGCCGCGGAAGCACCCGACGAACGUCAAGCUCGUCAUCUACAAGGCCACGGAAAGCAAGCGAUAUGACUUUGAGGCCCGAGGCGCAGACGAAGCGGCCGAGAUUGUGGCGGAGCUGAAGAAGGGCAUCUCGCCCUAUCGCGAGGUGUAA